Molecule: messenger RNA, 4727 nt
Organism: Ornithodoros turicata
Lineage: Eukaryota; Metazoa; Arthropoda; Arachnida; Ixodida; Argasidae
Product: zinc finger MYND domain-containing protein 11-like
Exons: 11
Coding region: 363-2195 (610 amino acids)
Biological process (GO): regulation of signal transduction; regulation of transcription elongation by RNA polymerase II
Cellular component (GO): nucleus
Molecular function (GO): DNA binding; transcription corepressor activity
Source: RefSeq, a predicted model, not a curated record
AUACAUUGUGGCAUUGUUAUAUUGCCUCCCAAGGUCUCCCUUUCUUUUCUUUUGUCGUCAUUACGCGGCGCUCAUGGCACUUUCUGGAGGAUUGGUCGGGAAGAAAGGAAGCAGAAAGUAAAUUGCUUUACAACAGUAGUGUGCUUGCCUGGCCAACUUCCCUCUCCUGUUGUAAACAUGCGGCUUCUGCUUGGUCCUAUGUGUGGUGUCCGACCUGAGGGCCUUUCAGUGUGGUCUUGGACACCGUACCGAAAUAUAUAUUGACAGUAGCUAAGUUGGCAGAGGAAAUCGUAAGACGGAGGUGCGCUGUCAAGUUUUAAGCAGAAGGAGCUUGGUGAACGUAUUGUGCAACUGCGUUCAUCAUGGUUUCCUCGAUGUACACGUACAGAAUUUUCGAGGUGGGGCCCAAUAUGGCAACGUGCAAGAGACGGUUGUCCUGCCCUCAAACCGUGCAGCACCUGUGGGAUGCCGUAGACAAUGUCCGCCAGCAGAAGCAGAUUGCCAAUCUGGAUAGGAUAGCGAACUACAUGCGGCGGAAGCACGGGCUAAGUGCUGGAGACACGGAGCGUCAGCUGGGUCAUGGGGUACGGGAUGGCCUGCUGGUGGCGCGCAGGCGGGUUGGCUUCAAGGGGUCUAAGGUCGGAGUGGAACAAGAGGCGUACAUGCUUCCUGAGGGAGCAUUGGAGAGGGACGGACACGACUGGUAUUGCUUUGAGUGUCACAGAGGAGGAGAUGUUCUCUUGUGUACGUCUUGCCACAGGGUUUAUCAUGUAGUGUGCGUCAAAGAGGACCUCUCCAACGAAGACAAAUUUGUCUGUUCCAUGUGUCAGUUAAUAAAAUCCAAGAGCCAAUUUAAAAUGAAAGCUGAAGAUUUGAACCUUCUUCUCGGUUACACCUGUAUGCGUCUCAAAAAUAAAGUUUGCUCGACGAGAGACCUGAGUCGGCUCGCGCAUGUUGAGGGGGACGGUUGGAAACAGAACCAACUCAUCUACGAAAAGAUGGAUCUCACGGCCAUUGAAGAAAAAACAAAAAAUAAUGCAUACACCUGCCUGGAAGAAUUCCAAGUGGAUGCACAGACCAUAGUUCACAACGUUGUCAUUUAUUAUGGAAUUCACAGCAGCAUGGCAGACAUGGCCAGACAAAUGCUACGAGACUGCUGCUACGACCUUGGGGAAAUUCGUCAGUGUCACGAGUGCUACCGCAUGUCGAAUGAGAAACAGGACAAAUUUUGGUUCUGCCAGCCAUGCAGCCGGCCCCACGACUUGGUGUUUGCGAAGCAGAAGGGAUUCCCCUACUGGCCUGCAAAAGUAAUAAGGGUGGACGAUGACUGCUACGACGUCAGAUUCUUCGGUGGACAUCAUCAAAGGGCAUUUGUAGAUAAAUCAAAUAUCAAGCCCAUUACCACGAGCCUAAAAGCAGUGGCGGCCAAGCGGACCACAGCUCUGAACAAGGCUCUGGAUGAACUGCGGCGACAUCAGCAGUUGUUAGAACAGCUGCACAGUCGACGAAGAAAAUCUCGCUCUCUGUCUCCCCAAUCGCGGACCUGCUCUUCUGGUGAAGAAUCUGAGUCUGAGAGCAGAGAGCAUGAGGAGGACGAUGUUGAUGAAGAGCAGAAUGACUCUGAAUGCGAAGAGGCCCCCUCCUCAUCUCACCCAGCCAAGAUUGCACGACUUGUGGAGGAGGCACCAUCAGAGGACCACAAUGUUGUGUCUUCGUCUAGCCAGGAGUCUCCAACUAGCAGAGUUUCCACAGCAACACAGACACACAAAAAGCUACUAGCAGGGCUUAUCAAAUCAUGUACAGAAGAUGCCGAAGGAAAGUGCAGACAAGUCUGUGCUGAGCUUCGGAAGAAACUUGAAGAAGAAAAGGAGAGUUUCGCAAAAGAGAUCAGAGAAGAGCUGCGCAAACAGUUUGAAGCAGAGAAGCUGAAAGAAGUGAGCUCUGUGUUGGAUCGCAUGAGGGAAGAGCUGGAGCAACAUCAGAAUAAAGACAGGGAGGCACACGAGCAAGAAUUGAACAAGUUGAGGGAGCAACACAGGCAGGAGAUAUCUGAGACCAAGAAAAAGCAAUGGUGUUACAAUUGUGAAGCGGAGGCCAUCUACCACUGCUGCUGGAACACGUUGUACUGCAGCGUGGAAUGCCAGCAGGUCCACUGGCACAAAGAACACAAGCGGUCCUGCCGUCGCAAGCAGUGAUAGUGCUCGAAACUGUGCACGGUGGACGAUGGUGCACUUCAUCAAAGCAAACUUCACCAACGACGCUCAACAGCGUCGACCUUCCCCUGUGUGAGAACUGCAGGAGUAAUCAUUCUUGUUGAGAGUGGGAAGGUUCUGAGACACACCGCUGAUGUCUUCGCAGAGGAGUAUAGACAAAGAAUCAUAUUGUAGCACGUUGAGCAUGGCGUCUUGUGUACAUAUUAUUCAGACCAUCAUCAUUCAGAAACAAAUUCUUUUUGUUUGUUACCAGCACUGUCGUCUCCAUUAUGAAUGGUGCUCGUGCCUGGCAUUAAGGACUUUUUUUUGUGUGCAUGUACUGCUUGUGGCACACUUGUCUGAAAUUCUCAAUCAGUGGUUCAACAGACCGUGUCAGGUUCUGUCGCCUGUACCAGUAUCGUGUAUGAAGGUGGACCGUAUGCCACAGUGUUCUAUUAGUCAGGAGAAAUAGCCUUGCAGCAGCUGGAGAUUUCAGAUAGGAUAGACCAUGAGCUCUCGAUUUCAGAGAAGUAUGUCACAAGCUGUACCUCUUCCAAAUCGUACAGUAUUUCGAUCUUAGAAGAUGAUGAUGUAUGACACUUUAUAACAAAGUGGGAGCCUUCAAUGACGAAGUAGAGAUAAUGCUAGUACUGUUUCUACUUAGUCAUUGAAGUUCAUACAGAUAUCAAGAUAAUAGACUGUAGGUAGCACACAGGAAAGGACGCUAUUCUCUCUCUCCGUCUGCAAGUUUGGACUUCAAUCACACACACACACAUAUAUACAGUUGUUUAGCUGAAGCACUUGAAUGGGAUACUUGUCUGUCGUGCAUACCUCCUUUGGAUUUGCUUGUUUAAACUGCAAUUGUGAAAUCAGCUGCAGUGUAUAUUACAAAAUUUCUGCACUAUUAUUGUACUGCAUGGCGGUACUAUGCAAUUAUGCCCUUUUACGUGGACAGUGUUGGGCAUGAGGUUUCAGCAUUUGUUGUUCUGUUGCUCACUCCACCAUUGGGUGCCUAGUCAUAUUUCAGUAAGUUGCAUGCUGCUUUGGCCUUGCUACUGGUAGUUUCCGGGUGUCAGUGUGUUCUAUUCAUUCGGAGUGGGGCGUCGCACUUCGCCGGGUCUGCACUCUAGCUUUUGUGCUUCAUCUUUCCAUAUGCAUUCCAUUCCAUUCCUGCACCACGGCAGUGCAUAUACCUCUGCGUAAGGUGACUGCUGUAGAGCAUCGAUAAGUUGCGCAGCAAUCACAUUUGUAAAGCCUAAGACCUCUAGACGGAAGCAUGUUACCAUGAUUUAGAGUAAGCCACGAUGUAGCUUCAUUUACAGUUGUAGUUCCCUUUCCUACGAUGCAGCUGCUGUCUGGCAGUUUAAACUAUAGUAGCCACAGUGGCAUGAAUGCGACAGAAGCUCACUGUGUCCACUUAUCGCAGUGAAUCCUCUCCCACCAUGCCUUGCUCUGGAGAGAGUUGGUGCGAGGAGGGGCGAUAAGUGGGUGUGAUAACGCUUCUGUAGCUUUCAUGUAACCUUGGCUAGUGGCACUUAGAACUUGUGCUAAGGUAACUCAUUAUUUAUAGCUCUGUGGAUGUAAAGUAGUGCUAUUUGUUGCUUUGCUAUAAAUAUAUUUCAAUUCACUUUUUGCUAUGCCUGUUCUGGGCUCUUUUAAAUGCGUGGUAAGCCUUCAUUUAGCCACCUGUGUGUCUAUGAUACAAAAAAGUGCAAGUGAGGGCUGUUUAAAAAAACCUACACAGUACACAGGAUGUUACAUUUGACCAGGUUGGUCAAAUAAAUGUGUGUGCUAACCAGUACUGUUCUUCUCUGUUUUUUUUUUUAUCAUGCAGCCUUUCAGAUUGUGUAUUGACUCUGCUGUUGAAACGAUUAGGCCAGUUGUUUUAUGUUUCGAUGAUUUUAGGCUUAACUGGGAGUGGGCUAGGUUGACGACAAAUCUACUUCUACUACUUGACAAUUCAAUCACACAAAAAGUAUCUAGGCAUGGCAAGUGAUUUUGCUAUGUUCUGUGCCAGAAGUGUCCUCUUUCUUUCUACAUCAAUCAGGCCAUUAAUCAAUGCACAUCAACCAAUGCAAUUAAUCAAAUACACAAGUAGUGUCAUCCUAUUUCCAGCAGAGCAAAUGGGCCUAAUACACCAGUUGUGUAAAGAGACACUUUUGGUUGACCUUGCAUUUGGCUGUAAACAACUGCUUCCUGAAGGGAAGUAUGUUAUCUAUCUCCAAGAGAAGAGCCUGCAAAUGAUAACAUGUCUCAGUUGGUAUCUUCUGGGGCCAGUGUAGCAGAAGUGUUUAGGGGAACAUUGAAUUUGAGCAUGCCAAAUGUACCACACAGUUGCUUGAUAGCUUUUGCUGUUCCGGAGAUGUUCCCUACAAUACUAUGUCAAAGCAUACUGUGCACAUCAAAUCUUGAGGAAUAGUGGCAAUUUUUUUGUUCUGCGUGUUAAGUGAAAAUGUAUGCAAUUUCGUGGCAUUUGUGUUUGAAGUGCUUCAGGUUUGUUUUUAAUUUAUUGGAGUAAACCCUUUCACCAUUUGC